This is a messenger RNA of Aureobasidium musti, 1965 nucleotides long. The record is from the annotation of a GenBank genome assembly. NCBI's taxonomy places the organism in Eukaryota, Fungi, Ascomycota, Dothideomycetes, Dothideales, Saccotheciaceae.
AUGUCUUCGCGGCCUUCGUCCAGCACAUCCAAGGAUAUGCCGUCGGCCUCGGCUCCAGGCACAGCUCUGCGACGAUCUUUCACCCUGCCUUCGAGACUCGCCAAUCCGAACAAAGCACAACAACAGGUCGACAUUGGCUCCGCCGACGGAAUCGAGACUCUGUUUGUCCAUCCUUCGGCCAAGAUUGUAUCCUUCAGUACAGCGUCGUCUCUGAGAUCGCGACCAAGCUCAAGAUCGAGCAUUGCCAGCUAUGAUGGAGAAGCAGAUGCGUCAACGUCCCUGCUGUGGACCUCACCCACCGAGCGGACUAUGGCUGCUGAAAUCUACCGCGUACCUGGGUCUGUCGCAUUCCUACAUUCUGGAAGCUUAUUACACGCCAUUCUCCCUCGUUCGCAAUGUUGGUGUGUCGACGGUGUCUCCAAGUUUGCCAUGCGCGUCUUACCAAAUACCUACUACCGUAUUGAGUUACCCGGAACCACUCAAGAAGAUCUGGAAUAUGUUGAGCAGCUCAANAAGACACUGGCCAAAGUUUUGUACUAUGAGAGAACAGCCUGUCCUUUUCAAAGAGGUUUCGGCGAGGAUCUGCCAGAGAUGCCCAGUAGGAACUCGCGAAGAAUGUCAAGAGAGUUCAUCGAACCUGCAAAACGCUGGAGACUUGACAAGGUAUGGAGGCCAGAGGGUGCGGAACUUGAAGAACCACAGCUCUUGCAUCCAAACAGAAGUCCCUCGAGGUCAGAUACAGAACGAUCAGAGGUGGAGGACAACACAAGGGUAGAGGAAGAGAGCGGAACAGAACAGGACACAAGGCCAGCCAGCAGAGACAAGCCACCUCAGCUUUCUGGACCAUUUCCCUCCAAAAAGCUGGCAGCCAUGCGCUCUGUCACUGCUCCACCACAGUUGAGCCUCGAAUCGUCACCUCCGUCUAAAGUCAACAAAGUUCGGAAAAUGGCUGGAAUCUUCGACCAAACUGCUCGCGAUACUGUGCCACCUCAUGCACGUCCUCUGUCAUCGGCUCUUGUGCCACGGCUACCACCAACUCCUGAGUCUGCCAAUGAUCACGAUCUACCCCUCAACUCCCCUGACUACCAUAUUCAUGAGAACAUCACAAACGACGAGCAGUCGAGCUCGACUGUAGCCAAACCUGUCGCGGUGGUGGUAGACGAGACUGACGUUUCUAAUCUUAUGGAACCCUUGAUCAUCGUCGAGCAGGUAGGCGAUGAACCUGAGCUGGACGAAUCUCAAGAUUUGGCCAAAAUGCCUUCUGAAACACAUUCAGAAAUCGUUGAUACAAUCGAUGAGACGCUCUUGCCAGAAGAACCCCAAGAACAAGCAAUCGCAGGAGCCAUGGAUGCGAUAGAAGAGGUACCAUCUACCACCACUGAAGUCGAACAACCAGCUUCAGUGGACUCCAUCGAAGAAACACAACCAACCCACGGCCUAACCGCAUCACCUUCCACCUCAACAACCGAAACCACAAGUGCCACCUUCACAGCUUCCUCACCAGCUCUCUCCACAACCUCCCUCUCAACCGCAACAUCCUGGUCUACUCUUCCCGUCCUCACCCCCUCAGAAGCAACAGACCUCCUCCGCCAACGCCGCGGCCCCUCUCCCUCCUCCUCUCCCUCUCUCCGCUCAACCUCUCCUCCUCCCACAACCACAACCCAAACACCCGCCAAACCCACUUCUUCUUCCACAGCUCUCACAAAAACCUCUCCAGCCCUUUUAGUCCGCAAAACCUGCGCUUUGUUUUUAGGCCCACCGGCAAAUCUUGUAGCUACUAUGCUCAGGAUUGCGGCGAGGUUGGUCGCGAGCGGCGCGUUAAAUCUCGCCGAACCGGCUUUUCACGAUAUGUUUGCUGCUGGUGGUGCUGCGGCUGCUGCAACUGCAGCGGGUAGAUUGAGGGGUCACAGAAGAGUGCCGGGAAGCUGGGAUUUGAGUGAUGAUGAUGAGGAUUGGGGGUUCUGA